AGCCUGGGUGGCCUUGUUUGUUCUCUCUCUCUCUCUCUCUCUCUCUCUCUCUCUCUCUCUCUCUCUCCCUCUCUCUCUCUCUCUCUCUCUCCCCAUGUUGUGCUAUCAAAGUACAAUGUGUGUAUAACGGUUUAUGGUCACAGAGCGCAGCACACAAACACACACACAGUGGAACAGUAACAGUGAAGGAACUUCCCGUUAGAAGAUGCAGAGUUUUGGGACAUGGGCAGUGGCAGUAGCAGCAGCACUGGUGAUCAGUCUGAUGGGAGUACACACUAAACACCUGGUAGCUGAGAACACCCAUCUCCUGACCUCUGAAGAGCACAAGAUGGUCCUCAACCAGGGAAUGAAAGAGUACCCCAGGGAUUGCUAUGAGAUGUUGAUGGGUUCAGGGGGUCAGGCCAGAGAUGGAGUGUACUUGAUUCAGCCAGCUGACUACCCCAUCCUGGCCUACUGUGCCAUGCAAGAUGGUGGUUGGACCGUAGUGCAGCACAUCACGGUUAACAGCAGCGUGGACUUCGACCGCACCUGGGUCGAAUACAAGCAGGGUUUCGGGGUGCUGAAUGGUGACCACUGGCUGGGGAACGAACACCUCCACCAUCUCACCCGAGGGCCAGGACGCUACAAGCUGGGGGUCAAGCUGGUGGACAAAGAUGCCGUCGCCAAGAUUGGCGAGUAUGACCCUUUCAUGGUGGAGGACGAGCGGUCUGGGUUCAGGCUGCGUCUUGGUCUGUUCCAGGGCUCUGCCUUAGACGCUCUCACCCAGGACACAGAGAACUACCUGCAUGACAACCAGAGGUUUACCACCAAGGACCGAGACAAUGACAACUACUUCCAAAACUGUGCUAAGCUGGAGUUCCAGGGUGUGGCGGGAGGGGGCUGGUGGUACGACGCCUGUGCUGGGGCCAACCUCAACCGCAGGAACGUGAUCUACUGGCAGAAGGACUGCAACAAAGAGCACCUGUGUAAAUACGCCUGGAUGAUGGUAAAGCCCUCAGACACAGUAAAGGUGGUCCACACUGGGGACUGUAAGAAGGAUGAACUGUGAGUCUGUUGUCUGGAGAUUAGGUUGAUCUAUACCAUCUGUGGUUAUUCUAACGCAGUGGUUCUCAAAACAUUGUUUACGUAAUAGAGACAAUAGUUCAACACAUUUAAUUCAGAAAUACAUAGAGACAUAUGAUCACAAAAUGCUGUAAACAAAAGUGUAAAAAAAAGAUCUAUAGUUAUUUUGGGGACUUCAUACACUUAUAUCUCCCCCUCUACCUUUCCCCCAGAACUGUAUGUCUAAAUGAUCACAGACCACAUUUUGUGGUCAUUAUAUCAUAGCUUAUUACACAUGUAAAACCAUUUUUGCUAUAUUUAUUUACUCACCUAAUAUCACUGAACGAAAAACAAGAUAUACUGGAUCAAAAUAAGAUUCAAUCCAGUAAGUUUACAGUAGAUUUUCUGAUGACACAUUUGAUUAAAUAACUAGAUUUUAACAUUUUUUGAUGGUUCUGGUCAAUUGAAAUUCUGUAAAUGUAAUGUCUAGCAAUGGGGACAUGAGAAUUAUACAGCACAGAAUGACCAAAACAAAAGCCUGUCUCCUCAGUACAGACAGACGUUAAACACAUUCUAAUGAAUACAUGACACAGAACAGUGCAUGAAUCAAAGCCUACGGUCUCCCACUCAGUAUGGAUGUAAAUGUUGAGGGCUGUCACUGUACUGAGUGACUUAUAGUGACCCUGGACAGAUUAAAUCACUCCCUGAUAUGAUCCCAUGCUUAGGCCUGAACUGAACCCACUAUGAUUGAUUAAAGGCUAAUCCUUAUCUGACAAGUAAUUUGUCAGGUGUAUACUUUAUGCGGAAGUGUCCCAUAAACCAUUGCAUGAAAUCACGUGUUUUACACAGUUUAUGUGCAGAUUAAAGCUGCUGAGUUGAGAGUAAGACUAAUCGUUAUAGAAUUUAUAGAAUUUGAUAUUGAAAACUCAGCAUUUACUUUAAUCAAAUCUCUUCCCCUCUGUUUCUGUGGUGUCUGGAUUCAUUUGGAUUGAGGGAUGAAUACAUUUGUACUGUAUAUGUGUUUGUGCUUGUGUAUUGGUGGAAAUAUUGGCUGUUGAAUGUUUGAUUAUUAGUAUCUGACAAAAGUCAAUGGUACAUGUGAACAAGGCUUUGAUGAUCAGAGUGUACAAGCAUUUGUUAUCCAGCUCACUCUGAAAUCAAGUCAAGAACUGUGAUAGCCCUUAAAAUAAACACAAUGUAGUCUAACAUAAUGCCUAGAAAACAUUCAGAACAUGUUUUUCUAUGAAAUAUCUCCAACUGUUUUGUGCAUGUUGGGUUAUUUUUAAUAUUUACAUGUUCAAUUAUGUAUUGGUGUACAGUAUCAGCAUUUGGGGCAAGAUUAUCAAACACUUCUGAAUUCCUUGUGAGCAGUGAUCAAGGUAUUGAUUAAAGAACAAUACCAUUGACAAACUAGAGUCUUGUCUCUAACCUUUGCACUUUUGACACACCCUACAUGUAGACAUAACUCAAAUACUGACAGAAAUAUUUCCACAUCUAUCGAGUCAUAUAGUCUUCAUACUCGUUCCUCUGAAAGGAAGGUGUGAAUGGCUCAUGUUAGCUUGCUGCUCACAACAGGGUUUUGCCCAUACCAGUAGAGUUUCUCUUCCACUCUCUUCUUCUUCCACUGACAGAGCAGCAGCAUGCGGAAGGUCUUCUGGAAGGUCUUGUUACAGAGGGCGUAGCACAUUGGGUUGACUGUACUGUUGACAUAGCACAGCCAGUAGCCCAGGUGCCAGAGAGACACAGGGAUACAGUCAGAGCAGAAGGUGGAGAUGAGCACCAUGAUGUUGUAUGGUGUCCACGUCAGGAUAAAGGCCAGCAGGAUAGCACUGAGAGUCUGGGCAGCCUUCCUCUCCUUAAUCAGCACCAUCCUCUUCCUCUUGGUCAGCUGGAUCUUCAGAGUGGUGUCUAUUGGCUUGGAGGAGGAGGUGGAGGGUGGGGCACUCAUAGAUUCAGCUGAAGAGAAAGAUGAUGGGGCCAUGUUAGUGUCCCCAUUCUUGCUCUGCUGGGCACCGCUGCUAGUGUCUUUGGGAACUGGUUUAAACUUGUAGGACACACACUUCUUGCUCUUCUGGGAGUUGGUCUUUGGUGGCGUGUGGAUGAAGUUGUUCUCCUCAUAACUGCUGAGCUGUUCUUUAUCACAGCCCGCUGCACCCGUGCUCUGCCUACACUCCUGGUUCCGGCAGGUGGGCUGAAAGGCCCCCGGGGACACGGGCCGCUCCUCGUCCUCCGAGGAGGCAUAGCUGUUGAAGGUGGUCAGCUGGUCACUCUUGGACCACUCGUCAUUGGUGGCUGCUGCUGAUUUGGCUGCAUUGCUCCUGUUGGAGGAGGACCAGGAGGCCUGGGUUCUGUCCCGGGAGGCAGAGCUGAGCUGCUUGCAGUUGAAGCAGGAUCUAAUGAUGGUUUUCUGGGGCUUGGUGACACCAGUGUCUGUGGAACUGUUGAUGCCCUGGAGCUCAGCGAGGUCCUUGGUGCGACGUUCCGUCUCCUUGUAGAUCCGACAGUACAGGAUGGUCAUGAUUGACACUGGGAUGUAAAACGCAGCAAUGGCUGUCCCAAAUGUUAUCACUGGCUCUGAGAAGAACUGGAUCUGACACUGCCUUUCAGGGACUGUCCUUUUCCCCACAAAAUACUGCCAGCAAAGUAUGGGAGGGGCCCACAGGAUGAGGGACACCAGCCAGGCCAUGCCUAUCAUGACCCCAGCCCGUUUGGGGGUGCGCUUGGCUCUGUAGGUCAGGGGUCUGGUGAUGGAGAAGUACCGGUCAAAACUGAUUACCAGCAGGUUCAUCACUGACGCAUUACUGGCCACGUAGUCCAAAGCCAACCAGAGGUCACAAGCCACACUCCCCAGCGCCCAGUAUCCCAUCAGUAUGUAGGAGGUGUAGAGGUUCAUAGAGAACACACCUAUAAUGAGGUCAGCUACUGCCAAACUCAGCAGGUAGUAGUUGUUGACUGUCUUCAGCUGGCUGUUUACCUUAAACGACAGCAUCACCAGGACGUUCCCCACUAUCGUAAUCAGGCUCACGAUGGCCGACACAGUUGCUAUGGUUAUAACCUCCCAUAGACUGUGUGUGCCAGGGGGGAUGUCUGAUGCAUUGCCAUGUAUGGAUAAGUUCUGUAUUCCCCCACCUUCCAUGUUGUUUCUCUAAUGUUGUCCUUAUUGUGGUAUGAGUGGUAUGGCUAUGAGAGAGUAAUCUGUUGGGUAUGCCAUCUUGAGUAGGCUAUCCUAGAAAGAAGAACAAAUAAAGUGAGUUAAUAAAAUAACAAAUGCAGUUUACAAGUGAUCUUUUCAUGCAAAGUCAAACUCCAUGUGCAGUAUAUAAAAUAAAGGGUAGUGCCAUAAAUAGUCACUAGAUGGCAGUAAUAAUCAACAAUCAUCCCCAUGAGAGUCUAGUAGUAAGUAGGGCAGCAAUGCUCACACUGGCCAAAUAUGGGGUCCAUUCACCUUGCAAAACAUCUUGUCUAGACAGUUUAAGACCUCAAUGUAAAUAAUGUGAUAACAGCACCUAAAAAGUAUGCAUGUUUGUGCUGUGUCAUAUUAAAGUGUAUGAUUCUAUUUUUGCUGCAAAAAAGCUCAGGUAGAGCUGUGUCACACAUGAAUGUCUGUAUGAACAUUUUAGGGCCAUUAGGUCAUAUAAGCACUCAGGUCUCUUUUGCUAUAGUUCUUGUGUGUUCAUCUAGUAUGUAAAGAUAUGUGUGUCUGUAUUGAGGUCUCUCACAGACAGUUUGUUACACUACAGAGGUACAUUAGCAGACAAAGAGGCUUAGCAGAUUGACACAUGGGUCAUUGUAGGCAGUCUAGCCAAAUUACACUUUUUAAAUCCAGGUCAUUAAAAUAACUAGUCCGUUGCUCAUCAAUAUCAACAAGCAUGUUUCUUGUCUGUAUUAAAUGGAUAUACUGUAGAUAUCACAGUAUUAUGUCAGUGGCUCUCUGUAACCAGGGUGACGAUGAAGUGAUUGCUUCUGAUUCUGAAUGACGAACACUGAUAUCAGUGGAGCUAAAUAAAAUGUGCUUAAGCUUUGUACUGAUGGAACAAUCAACAAACAGACAAAAGAUGACCAUGACAUUUCUGUCCCAGAGGUUGUUUGUAUUGUCUGGCGAGGCGGUGGUUUUAUCAGGGGUUUUCUCUGCCUCCUGGCUGAGUUUACCCAGCUGAAGAAGAGCAGCAUCCCAGUUCUUGGGACACGUAGUGCACCAUAUGUACUGACCGGGAUUGAUAAAACACAAUUAAACCUGGGCCUUUGCAGUUUCUCCACACACCUUUAUGAGAUGAAUCCACCUCAGAUCACUAUGGCGGUGCUAAAUCCCAAGGUCUUGGUCUCUAUAUUUCUAUCUGUUUUCCUGGCUUCAGCCUCCCCGCUCCGCUUCUGAAUGGGCUGACUGGGAUGUUUUAUUUCAAUGUCAAGACUGUUUGUGAUUAAGUAGAUUGUAGAUUAGCAACAAAAUACAGGCUACGAGGCUACCAGAAUUGUCCUUUACACUUAACACUUUUUCUCCAAAGUGACCUACAGAUUCUGAAGUGUCAUAUGUCAAAUGGCCUCCAUGGUAAUUGAACAUGCAACCUUGGAUUCGAUUCUAACCAAUUGGGUUAAAACAGAGUCCUACAUCAAGCCCUGGAGACAGGAACUUCAAGUGCUCAUUUCAGCGUUGUCCAUUUCUUCCCGGCAGGUUAUUCAGUUUAAUGAUCAUGAACUCAGGCAUUAUGUCAAUGGAACAGCACCCUUAGAGACUGUGGAAUGAAAUAAUGAUUGGAGUGAUUGCUAUCAUUUAUUCUUCCUGUGUUUCUCUGUCACAUCUGACAGCAAUCGUUUCUCCUUUCAUUUCAUUUUGUUCUUGACAAUACUGUAGGGAGGAAAAGAAAACCACAUCUCUAAUAAUAUUGAGAUGAAGAAAUGGUGUUGUUAAGAGAGAUGUGAGCAACAUUUAGUGAGUCAUAUUUGAUCUAAACUGAGUAUACCUGUCACACCCUGACCAUAGUUUGCUUUGUAUGUUUCUAUGUUUUGUUUGGUCAGGGUGUGAUCUGAGUGGGCAUUCUAUGUUGUGUGUCUAGUUUGUCUGUUUCUGUGUUUGGCCUGAUAUGGUUCUCAAUCAGAGGCAGGUGUUAGUCAUUGUCUCUGAUUGGGAACCAUAUUUAGGUAGCCUGUUUGCUGUUGGGUUUUGUGGGUGAUUGUCUCCUGUGUCAGUGUUUGUACCACACGGGACUGGUUUCGGGUUUUCACAUUUAUUGUUUUGUAGGUUGUUCUUGUGUAGUUUUUCUUAUUAAAAAACCAUGAACUUGA
Oncorhynchus masou masou (cherry salmon) is the source of this 6321-nucleotide messenger RNA. RefSeq names its product fibrinogen-like protein 1-like protein. Lineage: Eukaryota; Metazoa; Chordata; Actinopteri; Salmoniformes; Salmonidae. Bases 206 to 1048 code for a protein of 280 amino acids. The transcript is spliced from 3 exons. The record is from RefSeq and is a predicted model, not a curated record.